This is a messenger RNA of Saccostrea echinata, 1002 nucleotides long. Its product is annotated as QRFP-like peptide receptor. Gene Ontology annotation, cellular component: membrane. Gene Ontology annotation, biological process: G protein-coupled receptor signaling pathway. Gene Ontology annotation, molecular function: G protein-coupled receptor activity. The record is from RefSeq and is a predicted model, not a curated record. Lineage: Eukaryota; Metazoa; Mollusca; Bivalvia; Ostreida; Ostreidae. Bases 1 to 1002 code for a protein of 333 amino acids. The transcript is spliced from 2 exons.
AUGAAGCAACUAGUGAAAAUGAACCCCAUAUCAGCAAGUCUAAUAGCAGUGGAUUUCCUUCUUAUUUUUACCAUUACUUUCACUAACACCUUUGCAAUCGUCCUUAUCUUGAAGAAAUCAAAAAGAAAUUCUAAAAAUUUACUUCUAGUCUCUCUGUCACUUUCAGAUAUUGCCGUUGCAGUUUUUGUUAUCCCUAACGUUAUUUUCUUGAAAUUGCACAACUCUUCUAUAAGCCCAGUCAUAUGUCAAAUUUGCUUGUAUGCAGAAUACAUGGCAAGUGCUGCAAAUGUCUUUUCUAUUUCCGUUCUGGCUAUGGACAGAUUCAGAGCGUUGGUGUAUCCUCUAAAAAACAGGGGCACCAGGCGCGAAGCGGUAUACGGAAGUAUUGUACUGAUCUGGAUUGCAUGUCUUUUCUAUGCUAUACGGGCACCUGUUGUUUUCAGGGGUAAGAUGUUCAAAGUUGGAAGUGGGAACUCGACGGAUGUGAAGUAUGGCUGUGCUAUACCAGACCCUAUCCUAAGUCUGCACGCUGGAUUUAUUGUACUCGAUUUCAUCAUCCUCUUUGUCAUCCCAGCGUUAAUUUUGAUUAGCUGUAAUGUUAAGGUUUCUUUAGAACUGUGUAAUAAAACGCCUGUUACCUCCACCAUGCCAGAGACAGUAGGAAAGAGACGCAGAAGGGCGGUGCGAAUUUUGCUAAUCUUGAUUUUAUUAUUCAUUGUCCUUAAUUUUCCGUUACAUUGUUUCCGAAUGGCCAGACAUGUCUUUAAGCAGACUGUUUCGGAAGCGUCAACAAUCGGACAUGUACUUCUGAUUCUCACCUUCACCAAUAAUUCAUUGAAUGUUUUCUUCUACGCAUUGCUAAACGAAGACAUAAAGACUGUCUUCUUGACCUGUUGCAAAGGGAGACGAAAUCAGGUUGCACCUUCAACCAGUUCAACAAAUAGGGCAAUCCAACAAUCAACUAGGAAUACCAAUGUGUCUAAGUGUAUUAAUCAGUCAUGA